This is a messenger RNA of Cataglyphis hispanica, 1027 nucleotides long. Its product is annotated as zinc finger protein 236-like. Gene Ontology annotation, cellular component: nucleus. The coding region runs from base 104 to 952 and encodes 282 amino acids. The transcript has 3 exons. Lineage: Eukaryota; Metazoa; Arthropoda; Insecta; Hymenoptera; Formicidae. Gene Ontology annotation, biological process: regulation of transcription by RNA polymerase II. The record is from RefSeq and is a predicted model, not a curated record. Gene Ontology annotation, molecular function: DNA-binding transcription factor activity, RNA polymerase II-specific; RNA polymerase II transcription regulatory region sequence-specific DNA binding.
GAAACACACGGUACUGCCAUAUUGCUGCUGUGGUGGUCAGCAGUUAAACAUUUUUUGUAUUCUUUGCAAAUAAUAGACAGUUCUAUUUUUUAUUUCAAGAAAAAUGCCACGUUGUUUGAUAAAAUCGAUGGUGCGAUACCAAAGAACGGACAGUUCGAACGAAGAGACCGAAUUCUCGUGGUUACCUCCAUCCGCGGAUCUCAAGCGAAAGAAUCAUACAAAAGACGCAACGUCGAAGACGAGCAAUAUUUGGACUUGUUCAGGACUUCCCAUUGUAACUCGGUACAGCUUCCAUAAAGUCAAUAAUGCUACGUUUGACACCGGCUUGAAUACAACGGGUCGAAAUUUUGCAAAUAUUCGUCAGGAUGCGCCGUCGAUCGACAUCGUAAACACGGGGAUUGACUCGGGGAAGGUGUCCGCGAUAUUGCUCGAUGACGCGUCUCGAUCCUCCUCUAAUGCAAAGGAAUCGUUAAGAGCAACGCAGGUGACGGAUCCAGGGAAGCUCAACGGGGUAAUAAAUCAGAAAGUCAUGAUCAACGGCUCCGAAACGCAAACGCUCUCACAGGCUUUGUAUCUGAUGCCAAAGCAAAAGCAGGAACCGAAUCCUGAGAGUAAGGCGGCUGUUAAAGAGAGCGCUCAACCCUGGAAGAGAAAUAAAACAAUGCAUUAUUGUCCGUAUUGUCGCAAAAGCUUCGAUCGACCGUGGGUGUUAAAGGGUCAUUUGCGUCUUCACACAGGCGAGAGACCCUUCGAAUGUCCUGUUUGCCAUAAAUCUUUCGCAGAUCGUUCUAAUUUACGCGCUCAUCAAAGAACACGUAACCACCAUCAAUGGCAAUGGCGCUGUGGUGUCUGCUUUAAAGCUUUCUCGCAAAGACGUUACUUGGAACGUCACUGUCCGGAAGCUUGUCGUAAAUAUCGUAUAUCCCAAAAGAAGGAAUUUCCUUGUUCAUAAAAACAGAUGAAAAUAUCAACUAUAAGAGAUAUAAAGUUGUUCUUAACAAUGUGAUGUAUUACAUAUAAAGUUUUA